ACGCCACACACGACGCCACGGUGACACUUGCAUACAUUUGCAAACAUUACUAGCAAGGCGUCGGUGUACAAUAGCGGGUGAUUCGAGAUCAGUUUAUGUCCGCGAUUAAUGUGCGUUUCUUUUAAAAAUUCUUUCAGCUUGUCAAUUUCAAGAAUUCGUAUGCAAAUGUCGGGAUACAAACAAGGUAAUUAAAGGACAAAGCAGCUUGCGGAGCGAGUUUGCAGACAACCCUGUACAAGCAACCUCCUUGGUAAAGACAACUCUGUACAAGCAACCUCCUUGGUAUAAGGACGUUAUAUAACGUCCUUGGUAGUAUAAAGACGAACACUGUGGUCUGAUUUCUAGUUUUGGAUUCGACGCGACGACAGAUGACACGAUGGCAACAGGGUCGAAGGGGAAGAGGAAGUGUUUGACGCUAAGUCAGAGAAUCGAGGUCAUCAGAGAGCACGAGAAGGGCGGCAGACGGUCGCGGAGUCUGGCGAAGGACUUCGGUGUGGGGAAGACUCAGAUUGCGAACAUCAUCAAGAGAAAGAGAGAACACCUAGACGACUACGCCAACAAUGUACCAGGAAACCAGAAGAGAAGGCGCUACCCGGGGUUUCAGGGAAUCAACGACUUGUGUUGGGAAUUCUACUGUGACACCACAUCGCGCGAUAAGCCAUGUAAUGGACCGAUACUACAAGAAGCAGGGUUGAACUUCGCCAAGGACCUGGGUGUGACUGGUUUUAAGGCGUCAAACGGGUGGUUGGAGAGCUUCAAAAAGCGCCACAGUAUCAUCACAUUCGGUAAGUCGAGUGGCAAUAGUCGGGUAAACAGGGCGGUGGUCCGGAGACGAGGGCUAAUGGCUCCCUGUUCAACAGAUGAGCAUGUACCCAUGGACCUUUCAAACGUGAUGAACAGUUGUAAAAAUGAGAAUUCAGGGAGUCAAGAGAUCAGUGCAAGUACGGAGCCGAUAGGCAGCUUUCACCCGGAUGAUGUGUUGAUGGGAAAUCGUGAGCAGAAAGGGAGACAUAUGACAAGUGGACACGCACCUCCGUCAGACAUUUCUGACGUUACCGCAUCAGUAGCUUCAAGAACCCUGAAGCGACCGACAAACACUCGGCUAGCUACUAGUAAUCAGGGAGAGGAGGGUGACAUACAGUCUGUAGCACUACCAGCCCUGGCGACGGUGAAAGUAGAAAUAGAAGAGACUGAAGGCGAAGAAGAGGAGGACAACAGUGGUGGAGAAAUACCUGCUGGCCCCAUUAAGAACCUCAGCAUGGCGUUGAAGGCCGUGAACGAUCUGAGACUGUUCUGUAUGAAUGAAGGUCUGGGAUCUGAACUGUUCACUCUCUAUGAACUAGAAAAUCGCUUCGUCUCCUUGUGGAUGGAAAGAAAGACAGGGAAAUAGGCCAACGCGAAAUACCUCCUUAUUAAAGAAGGUGUGUGACUGAAAACAAUUCUUAAGAUGUCGAUGUUUUUUCCUGCUAAAUUCGUUACAUUUAUUGUACAUAACUUCAAUUCCACCUAAAAUGUAGUUUAACUGUUCCAUUGGUUAUGAAUAGGGAUGUAAACAGAUAAGUCUUAACGCAUGUUUCCUUUGUAUGCAAAGUAUUCUUGUAAUACAUUUACAUGUACGUGCACUCGCUACCUUCCAUGUUGUAUGUUUAGAUUACUAUCAAUGUUAUUAAGAUUAAAGCCUACUCACACAUGAA
Molecule: messenger RNA, 1694 nt
Organism: Branchiostoma floridae (Florida lancelet)
Lineage: Eukaryota; Metazoa; Chordata; Leptocardii; Amphioxiformes; Branchiostomatidae
Exons: 2
Coding region: 377-1390 (337 amino acids)
Cellular component (GO): nucleus
Molecular function (GO): DNA binding
Source: RefSeq, a predicted model, not a curated record